AUGAUGACGUGCCGUCUGCUGUGCGCCCUGUUGGUGCUCGCCCUGUGCUGCUGCCCGUCCGUGUGCGCGACAGGGAGUGAAGAUACCGAUAAAGUUACUACCGAUACCAAUAUACCGGCCGUUCCACCUGGUUUGCCACUUGAAGAGGUGGGUCAUCCAGGGUUGUUAAGUGAGCGGUCCGAUACAGAGGAUGGAAUAGCUGGCGGAGAGGGGCCAGAUUCGACAGCUUCAGGACCGAAACUAAGUAACGGGAUCGAUAAGGUACACGGGAAAGGUACGGACAGUACGCCAGGACCAGAAAGUAGCACGCGUCCACUUUCCUCCGUACCGUUGGCGAAUCCGGCUGACGCUUCUGCUGAGACCACCACGACUAAUACGACCAUAACAAAAACACCGACUACGACAACGACGACCACCACAACAAAGGCACCAACAAUGACCACCACUACAACACAUGCACCAAGUACUACGACUACAGAGGCGCCAACUACGACUACCACCCACGCACCGUCACGUCUUCGUGAAAUCGACGGCAGCCUCAGCAGCUCUGCGUGGGUGUGUGCCCCGCUGGUGCUCGCCGCAUCCGCGCUGGCGUACACCACUCUGGGCUGA
Messenger RNA from Trypanosoma cruzi, 612 nucleotides. Its product is annotated as mucin TcMUCII, putative. Lineage: Eukaryota; Euglenozoa; Kinetoplastea; Trypanosomatida; Trypanosomatidae. The transcript has a single exon. Bases 1 to 612 code for a protein of 203 amino acids. The record is from RefSeq and is a predicted model, not a curated record.